Messenger RNA from Brassica napus (rape), 2092 nucleotides. Its product is annotated as lysine histidine transporter-like 4. The coding region runs from base 567 to 1892 and encodes 441 amino acids. The transcript has 8 exons. Gene Ontology annotation, cellular component: plasma membrane. Lineage: Eukaryota; Viridiplantae; Streptophyta; Magnoliopsida; Brassicales; Brassicaceae. The record is from RefSeq and is a predicted model, not a curated record.
UGUUUCUAGCAUCAAGCACUCUAGGGAACUCCUUGCCGGUUGAGUGAUUGAUGUGUAAUAUAGUUAUUAUGUGUAUCCUUCCUCGUACUCUAAUUUUUCCAGCUAAUUUCAACCGUAUAAUCCUCAAGGGGGAUCCGUUGACCCCAAGAAGAACUGCUGAAAUGACAAAAUAAUAAUGUGGUCCAAGAGUCACAGAUUAUUAUACUGUAUAUAAAAACAAUAAUUUAGGAUUAUAAAACUGUCCAAUAGUGACAUUAAUUUAAAAACAAUUACAGUAUAUAACACCAUUGGAGUUAUUUACUUAUUGACAUGUAUCCCAAUUCCCAAUCGACGACCAUUUCUAAUACGAAUAAUAAAAGAGUUGAACAACACUAUAAAUAAAUUUCCUGGUAAUUUCAAACAAACAAAAUAUCAGGGAGGAACACAGUUCAUUCAAGGCACUUCCAAUAGGUCAAAGUCAACUUCGAUCUCUCUUUGUAUACAAACUUUUGGAACCACAUAGAAAAGGAGAUAACACAACUAUUGCCUCACAAGUCACAACAACAUUCCUAAAGUUUGUGUCCGCAAUGAUCCAAAGUCCACCAAACCGAGAUCAUGUGGAGGAUCAUCAAUCAUUUGAUCUGGAAGAUUGGCUUCCAAUAACAGCAUCAAGAAAUGCAAAUUGGUACUAUUCAGCUUUCCACAACGUAACUGCAAUGGUUGGUGCUGGAGUUCUUGGCCUUCCCUACGCCAUGUCAGAGCUUGGAUGGGGACCUGGGGUUGCGGUGCUGAUCCUGUCAUGGGUGAUCACGUUGUACACCCUCUGGCAAAUGAUUGAGAUGCACGAGAUGUUUGAAGGGCAACGGUUUGAUAGGUACCACGAGCUGGGUCAGGCAGCCUUUGGAAGGAAGCUUGGUUUGUAUAUCAUCGUGCCGCUACAGCUUCUUGUUGAAACCAGUGCGUGCAUUAUCUAUAUGGUGACCGGAGGUGAAUCGUUGAAAAAGGUUCAUCAACUUUCUGUGGGAGAUGACAAGUGCACAAAGCUGAGAAUCGAAUACUUCAUUUUGAUAUUUGCCUCUUCACAGUUUGUGCUCUCCCUUCUAAAGAACUUCAACUCCAUUUCCGGUGUCUCUUUGGUGGCUGCCGUCAUGUCUGUAAGCUACUCCACGAUAGCUUGGGUAGCCUCACUGGCAAGGGAAGCCCCAGAGAGUGUCGAGUACGGUUACAAAAAAAGAACAAACUCGGUUCCGUUAGACUUGUUAGGUGGAUUGGGAGAGAUUGCUUUUGCGUACGCAGGUCAUAACGUAGUUUUAGAAAUUCAAGCAACGAUCCCAUCAACACCAGAGAAUCCGUCGAAACGACCCAUGUGGAAGGGAGCCAUCGUAGCCUAUCUCAUCGUAGCUUUCUGCUACUUCCCUGUGGCUCUUAUAGGGUUUAAGACCUUUGGGAACAAUGUCGAAGAAAAUAUUCUGACAUCACUCCAUGAUCCCAAGGCACUUAUCAUUCUUGCCAACAUGUUUGUGGUCGUACACCUCCUCGGAAGCUACCAGGUGUACGCAAUGCCCGUGUUUGACAUGAUCGAAUCUGUAAUGAUAAGGAAAUGGCACUUCAGGCCUACAAGGGUUCUAAGGUUUAGCAUCCGAUGGACAUUUGUGGUGGCAUUACCGUAUUUCAGUGCUUUGCUAUCAUUUUUUGGGGGAUUCGUGUUUGCCCCAACCACAUACUUUAUACCUUGCAUCAUAUGGUUGAUCCUGAAGAAACCAAAGAGAUUUAGUCUAUCAUGGUGUAUCAACUGGAGUUGCAUAAUUCUUGGGGUUGUACUGAUGAUCAUUGCACCUAUUGGAGGACUCGCUAAAUUAAGAUAUCAGAUCAAACACAAGCGUCUACCUAACUCCAACUGCACCAUCACCUAAAUUACAAAAAAAAGGUGAAUGAUAGAACGUUUCUUCGUUUCAUUUGCCAAUGUGUGCUUCUUCACCUAUUCAUGUUUUCACUGAUUGUGUUUCUCUCACUUGUUUGGAUUCCACGAAUUUCAGUUCUUGUAUUGUACAAGAUUAUGAUAUCUCUUCCGGUUUGGUUCAUCAUUCAGUUAAAACCAAAAUUUAGACUCAAA